GAGCCGCUCGUUUCCUCCUGGCCGCGCGAUUGAAGGACGAGCGAGACACGCGAGAUACGUUAGCACCUCCUGUCCGCAAGGCGCGAGGACGAAGGAGAGGGGUGAGGGGUCAGGGUCACCCCCCGGUGAGGGGUCGCCCCCCGGUCAAACACCAAACCCCCGGAAGGCGGAGGGGACAUGGCGAGACCAGCCGUCGCGGUCUCGAGGGUUCCGGUCGGGAUUUAGUUCUCCUCUUUCUGUUCUGCGAGAUAUUCUUCUCUCGAUAUAUUCGGGACUGCAGGGACGUGGUCUGAGGGUUUGAAACGUUGGCCGGGACCAAGGAUACCUCAACAUGUUUCUGAGGACCACCUCCUCCUCCUCCUCCUCUCCUCUUUCAGGCGAGCCCUCCCCCUCGACCCGGCGUCCGCGCCCCCCCGCCCGUCAUGGACCCUUGCCCGAGCUCCUCCCCCCUGUCGCCACGGCGCCACCACAACCCCGUGGACAGCAUCUGCCGCAAGCUGCAGAGCAUCCAGUGGUGCGGUGACCGCCAGCCCCACUCGCCCUUCCAGAUCCCCAAGCUGUCCUCCGGCGGCCACCAGCGCACGCCGCACGCCGCCCUGCGCUCAGACCUGGACCCCAUCCUGAAGAAGCGCCCCGCCCCCGAGCCCCCGGAGCGGGGGCCCCCCGGGGCCCGGGGCCGGGGUCGAGCCGGGCCCACGGGGAUCCCGGGCCUCCCCGCCUCGCGGAGCGGCGGCACUUGGUCUCUGUCGUCCCGCCACGCGUACGGGUACGCCCCGGCCACGCCCAUUCCACCGCAGUCGACGCCCACCAACCUCACCUGCAGCGUGUCCAGCACCCCGGGGGAGAGGAGGGACUGGGUGGGGGCGACGGGGGCCCCCGGGGGCCGGCAGGGCGCGACGUGGCAGCGGUACUGCUCCACGCCCACCACGCUCACCAAGGACUCUGUGGCGGCGGGCCUCGCCUUCUCCUCGGUGCAGCAGCCCCAGACGGAGGAGCGGGGGCGCUGGGGCAGCCCCUCUCUGAGCCGGGCCGCGGCCCCCCCGGCCCACCUGCUGGCCUACGACCCGGACCUCGGCCGCACCGCGGACAGCGCCGGGGGGGACGGAGAGCUGGCCUUCCCCGCUCUGGUGGUGCGGAGGCUUUCCUUGGGGGAAUCAGCCUUUCUGGCACGCUCUGAGACCAGGAAGGAGACCAUGGCUGAAGUGAGUCUGAUCUGCGAGGAAGAUCUGCUGGACACCAUCUUUCACGCGUGUGACACACAGCACAGAGGCAGGGUGUACGUGUCGUGCAUCGUGGACUACCUGCGUCACACCACCAGCCGGACGUCGGAGGACAGCGGUCUGGAGGAGCUUUGCAACAUGCUGGACCCCGAGCGCACCGAUGUGUCCAUCGACCUGGACACCUACCACGCCAUCAUGAAGGAGUGGAUCAACGACUGCCGCAGCAACGGUGAGGACCCGACAGAGGACUUGAACCAGGACCUUAUGAAGUGUAAAGACGUCCUGUCUGCGAAGCGGUCCAUGCUGCUGAACAUGACCUCCGGCAGCCUGGAGGCUUUCGGUGGAGAGGCGUCGCUAGUGGAGCUGGAGACCUCUGAGCUGGUGUACUGCGUGGCAGACCUCCAGAUGAGUAACCAGCGGCUGCAGGAGGAGAUGAAGACGCUGAAGCAGACGGCGGAGCUGCUGGAGGAGGGCAACCAGCGGCUGGUGGAGGAGAACGGGGAGCUCAGGGCCCACGCCCGCCAUAGCCAGCAGAUGGCCCAGAGGGAGAAGAUGCUGAAGGAGGAACUGGAGGAGAUGAAGGCGGCGCUGAGUUCCACCGAGGAGGGGCGAGCAAGGGCCCAAGCCCACGGCAAGAACCUGGAACGGGAGAACCACGGUCUCACCACCAGGAUCACCUCACUAGAGGAAGAGAACUUCAAGGUAACCAUGGAGAUGGAGGACCUUCAGGGGAGAUUGAGGAAGCUGUGUGACAUUAACGCUGACCUUCAGGUCCAGAUCCACUCCUCGGAUGGCGUCCUGGCCGAGAAGGAGCAGCGCGUCCAGGAGAAGAGCCGACGGAUGGAGGAGCUGAAGAAAGAGGUGGAGGAAUACUCCUCCCUUACCGAGCUGCUGAGAGCCGAUAAGACCCAGCUGGAAACCCAAAUGCGAAUGUGUCAUCCAGACAUGACCGGGCGGUCUGUGUCUCUGUCCGUGGCCUACAGGUUGAACCAGAGCACCUCUGGGUCGCUGCAGACGGAGCUGGCCCUGGCCCAGUCGCCACAAGAGGGCGAGGCCGGGGCCACCAUGCUGGACGAAACCCUGGACAAGGAGGUGCUGCUGCUCCUCCAGGGCCCCAACCCGGAACACAUGGCCCUCGAGUUCAGGGCCCUCCUGAGCAAACUGAAAGCGGAGUUCCGAGCCGAGGCGGGCUCGGUCCUGUCUGCAGUCAGGGGAGUCGUGGACCCCCAGCCGACACCAGGGGGCAGCACUGAGCCAGGGCUUCAGGCGGUGCAGGGAGAGCUGGAGGCUCGCAGGGCCGACUGGGUCCUGGGUCUGGACCAGCUGGCCCAGUACGCGGACUCACUGGAGAAGGAGCUGAUCAAGAUGGCCAGCAACAUGCGGAGGUCCCGCACGGAGAUCCUGCACCUGUCGGUCAGGGUCCAGGAGCAAGAGAACCAGAAGAGACAGCUGGGGGAGGAGCUGGAGACCCUCAGGACCCCCCAGGACAGCAGAGAGGCCCCCUGCCAGGUUGAGACCCCCCAGGACAGCAGAGAGCCCCCCUGCCAGGCCAGGACGGAGCUGGAAUGGGACGCAGAGUUUGACCCCCGGGACCUCCUGAAGAAGGAGCUGGAUGAGAAGCAGGAAGUGGUUGCCGUGGAAACCCUCACCGCCGCGACCAGCCAGCCCAUAGAGGAGGUGGAAGAGGAAGUGGAGGAGGAGGAGGAAGAAGCUGGGGAAGAGAGGUGGACGGUGGUCGAGGACCUGGGAGGAGGUGACGAGCCCAGAGACGCCUCCACCCCUCUGCCGGCCCCCUCAGAGGAGCCUUCACCCGGGCUGGAGACCCUAGUGUCCUCGGUCGUCGUGGAUCCAGAGUCGUCCUUCACUUCUCAACCUCUCCAGGAGGCGGGGCUGUGUGACACCCACACAGAGGGCGCCGGUGAGCAAGCAGGACAGGAAUCUAGUAGCUCUCAUUCUGAAGCCCUCCACUCUCACAACAACAGCCCAGAAUGUACCAUUCCUCUCGCUGGCUCAAACCAUGAUCAUCAGCGCGACCUGCCUGAAAUGGAUCAGACCGUAGCACCUGGGAACACCCCUCCUGGGAUAGGAGAGAUGGUACCUCCCAUAUACACUCAAUCUUCAUCACCGGGGCAAGAAACCAUUGUUGAAAAUGGCGGCCCCCAGCCCAGUGGGGAUCCCUGCAGAGGAGGAGGAGAAGGGGACGAAGCAUCAAGCGACAUGAGUCUUGCCAAGAGCCCUACGCGGGUAGGAGAGCGAGGCGAACUUGAGGACAGCUCCAGCCCCCUUCCUGUGGUGAUGGAGGAAGAGGAGGGUGCGUCGCAAACCGUUUCGGUCCCGAUGGCAGGGUCGGACUCUUCUCCCAAUGCUGUCCCCGGUAGGGAGGACCGCCUCUCUGAGUCCAGCCAUUCAACGGCCCAGCUUCAGCGCUCGGGCAAGACCACUGAGGACCUGAGUGAGGCCAGUGAGAAGGACGGUACGCGGGCUGUUGCAUUGGAGACGUCUGUGAUCUCCGACGGAAGUGAGGUGGUUAAGGAGGAGCGACAGAGCCAUUCUCAGACGGACAAGGAAAUCGAGGUGGAGUUCCAGCGGCUGUCGCUGGGCUUCAAGUGCGACCUGUUCACGUUGGAGAAACGCCUGAGGCUAGAGGAGAGAUCCCGGGACCUGGCGGAGGAGAACGUCCGCAAGGAGAUCUCCAGCUGCCAGGGUCUACUGCAGGCUCUGAUCCCGCUGUGCGACGACGACAGCCAGUCCAUUGAGAUCGUCCACCGGCUGCAGAAGAACCUGGAGAUCCUGAUCCAGUCUAUGACCCGCGUCUCCAGCCGCUCAGAGAUGCUGGGGGCCAUCCACCAGGAGCACCGCGUGGGCCGGGCGGUGGAGGUGAUGUUCCAGCACGUGGAGAACCUGAAGAGGAUGUACACCAAGGAGCACACGGAGCUGGUGGAGCUGCGGCAGACGCUCAUGCAGAACGAGCGCUCCUUCGGCUCGCAGACCGACAAAGCGGACUUCCGAGGAAAAUCACCGUCUUCGCAGUACUACAAGCCUUCUGCUCGGCGGGUCAGCAUCGCAGCUAUCCCCCGCUCCGGAGGGUCACCCGGCUUCGACUCGACCAAAACCCAGGACCUGUCAGAGAGUGAGGCGGAGCGGCUCACCAGGAGGUCUCCCUGGAACGUGCCGGGAAAGAGCGGCUUGCGGCCCCCGCUCAAACGGUUCAUUAGCUCCGGGGCCUGGGGGGACCCGGACGAACCGGGCCUGGCCCCGCUGAACGGGGCCAGCUGCUCAGAUUUUCAAUGGAAGGAGCCGCCUGACCCCCCAGAGGCCGAGAAGAGGAGGUCCAGCCUCACUGAACUGGGCCACAAGCUGACCUCCUUCAUUAUGCCCACCAAGACGAAACAGGAAGAGCUUUUUGUGAUUCUUCCCAGCUCGUCUCCUGGUGCCUCUGCGUCGGACGCCCUGGUGUCUCAGUCGCUGUCCCACUCCGUACUUUCCCACCCCAAGGGGGCGGGGGGCCCCUCAGGGGGGGUCCGAGGUGGGCGGGGCCUCUGGCUGUGGCUGGCCAUGGUGGUGGUGCUGGCAGGACUCCUGGCGUUGCUGGCCUGCCUGGUGAUGCAGCCGGCGGUGGACGCGGCGCCCGUGGGCACCGGCGACUCCUGGAUGACCAUCCAGCAGCUGCUGUGGCCCUACACCGGGCUCCGCCACAACGGACAGCCCCCCGUCUAGCCCCGGCCAAGGGGACUGGGGGCCCCUGGCUCAUCUACAUGACUGUCCUCAUGCCUAUGGGGGGUGUGGGGGGGGUCCAUCAUACAGACUGGCUGAUGCACAGCUGGGGCAUCCCUGGGGUAUUUACACAUCACGUUUGACCAGAGUAGAUUCACUUAGCGUGUGCGUUGGCGUGUUUGUGUUUGAAUGAAUAAUACGACAAGAUGAACACUUGAAGGAACGAUCACUGUUUUAUUCAUUCAUCCUGUGAGCUGGACGACUCGUUUUGUCUCCGACACGAUUUCAGAAGAUGUGAUCGGUGCAGAUCAAUAACAUUUCAGAGGACGUUGGAGAACUCCCCCCUGUUCAAUAAGCACAAGGAAGGUCUGAAACUGUGUGGGCCUAGUGGAAUGUUCCACUUUACACGGAAGGGGAAGGAAGAAUCAAUCUUCUCCUUUUUACCAGGACAUUAUUUCUCAAUGGGACCAGGAGCAAUCCUUUAAGAGUAAUAUAACACCGCUAAUAAUAACGUUUUAUUUGUGUUUUUUGAAAUAUAAUUACAAUCUAUUUAUAAAAAUGUUUGAUUCCAUGAACGGAUUGUUUUUGAUCAUGAGUGAGUGAAGCACCAAACAGAUUUUUGUUUUAAGUUGUUGCCGUGCUGUGCACCGUUUUAAAAGUCGUACGCUUUUUGUAUAUUCCAAAGAGGUUGUUUGAAACUUUUCACAAAUAAAGUCGCCAAUUGUAGAAAAA
Gadus morhua (Atlantic cod) is the source of this 5666-nucleotide messenger RNA. RefSeq names its product lymphoid-restricted membrane protein (gene lrmp). The transcript has 40 exons. Gene Ontology annotation, cellular component: endoplasmic reticulum membrane. Lineage: Eukaryota; Metazoa; Chordata; Actinopteri; Gadiformes; Gadidae. The record is from RefSeq and is a predicted model, not a curated record. The coding region runs from base 423 to 4937 and encodes 1504 amino acids.